GGCCAUUCUUGAUUGAGUGCAUACUGUACAUAAAAUCAAAACGCAUUUUGGCAUUUGCAUUGUUAAAUGUAAAGAUAUUACCUAUGUAUGUUCUCAUUUGCCCUCUCCGCCCUGUGGAACGUUUCCGUGACUUGCAUCCUGAGGAAGUGGCUGAUUUAUUUCACACAACACAAGCAGUUGGCAAUAUAGUGGAGCAACAUUUUGGAGGAACUUCGCUCACCAUUUCGGUUCAGGAUGGUCCUGAAGCUGGUCAGACUGUGAAGUGGGGUGGAAGAAGAAAUGAGACAAUAUUUAAGGAGCUUCAGCGUCAUGACAAAGAGGCGGAAGAUUCCCCCAGCAAAUGGAGAUCUGAGGAAGAAAUGGCAACUGAAGCUGCAAUCCUCAAGAAAUAUUUUCAGUGAAAGAAGAGGAGCAACACAAUCUUUUCAAUUAGUUCUGAAGCAGAAGUACUGGAGAACAAGCCUCUUUUGUUACCGGCUAACCUAGAAUUGAAAUGAUGGAGGAUGACAACAUAUUCAGUAAAGAUACUGAAUAAAACAAAGAACGUUUUAUCAGAGUCUUACUUAGGUUAAAAUGCUUCUUAGAGCUUUGGUUUCAUUAAAGUUAUUUGAAUUUGGGGUGGUGGUGAAUAAAUAUUUCUGAGUUGCAACAUCUUAAAA
Notechis scutatus (mainland tiger snake) is the source of this 659-nucleotide messenger RNA. The record is from RefSeq and is a predicted model, not a curated record. NCBI's taxonomy places the organism in Eukaryota, Metazoa, Chordata, Lepidosauria, Squamata, Elapidae.